AGAUGGUGAUAGCCAAACACAAAUGAAACAAACAAUUUUGAAACAUAAUCGUUUUACCAUUAUUAAAAAACAAGAUUCAUUUGAAGAAUCGAACGAUAGUAGUGCCGGUAGUGGUUUAAAUAUUGCAAUCACCGAUGAUGAUGGUGAUAUCGAUAGUAUCGAUUGUCAACAAUUAACAUUUAUUUCGAAUAAAACAUUUCCUUUGGAUCGUCAUUGUCAUAUGAUUGUACCGCCAACACCAACCAUUACGAUACCACCAUCAUCAUGUGAUGUUCCAAUAAUGUCAAAUAGUAUGCUAACAUCAUUGUUUAUGGUCAAUAAUGAUGAUAAUAUUAAUAUUACCAAUGGUGGUGGUCAUGCGAUCAAUAUUACAACAAAUGAUUCGUUAAAAACAUCAUCAAUCACCUCUCUACCACCGCCACCACCAUCGCCAAAAACACCGCCAUUAUAUGUUGAUGAUACCGAUGAUAAUAUUGAUAAUCAUCAUUCAUUGAUUGUUGUUGAUAAUAAUCCUCGUUCAUCAUUUCAAUCAAUACCAUUAGAUAGAAUUGGUCGCCACCAUGUCAAUGGUGAUGUUGAUCACGGUGAUGAUAUUUGUCGUGUUGUAUCCGAAAUAAAUGUAAAUCGUCAUCAUAAUAUUGACGAUCCAGUAUUUUCGGAUCAUAUUCCACCACCACCUUAUCGUUUUGAUACAUCACAGUCGACAUCGAAUCUGGAUAAUCUUUUAAUCGAAACGAAUCAAAUGAUCAAUUUUGAUUAUAUAGAUUCAACAGUUUCAUUAGAUUCGCAGAUUUCCAAUUGUCAACAUAUACAGCCGAAGCAACAACAACAACAACAACAAACAUCAUCAGCAUCGACAACAAUGACGGCAACAAUGUUUUCAUAUGAUAAUCGAUCAUCAACAAAUUCUGCAUCAUUAAAUCGACAACAUUCACACUCGACAACUGAUCUAAUAAACAUACAACAACAACAACAACAACAAUCACCACCACCACAAUUUGAACAAUUAUUCAAUCAACCAGGUUAUUCAAUACAGAAUAAUCAUGAUUCAUCAAUGGCCGAUAAUUUAAUAAUGCCUAAAUCGAUAAUUAUGUCAACAAUGCCAUCACCAUAUGAUCGUUUAAUACAUUUUCGACAACGACAUCAACAUUUAAUGACACCAUCACCUACAUCAUCAUUAGUACGACGACGACGAUCAUUACCUCCACAGCCAUCGGCUGAAUUUAUUCAUAGCCAUAAAAAUCAACAACAACAGCAUCCACAAUCAUUAUUACAAACGGAUGGUCAACAACAAUCGAAUCCAUCCGGUUAUGGUGUUGGUGGUACGACACCAACAUCAUCAUCAUCACCAUUACCACCAUCAUUGAUAGCAUCAAAAGAAAGACGUAUCGGUCAUAGACGUGUAAAUGAAGAUGGACAAGUUACGUAUAAAAAAAUCAAAUCCACACAAUUAAUGUAUUCAAUACAAUUGGGUAUUGGCUAUUCUGUUGGAUCAAUGGCAUCAAAACCUGAACGUGAUCUAUUGAUGCGUGAUUUUAUGCAAAUAGAAACCGUACAUUUUCCUAAAUCUGGUUCACAUAUUACACCGGCACAUCAUUAUACAGAUUUUACAUUCAGUACAUAUACACCGUUUGCAUUUCGUUAUUUUCGUGAUCUAUUUCGUAUACAGCCAGAUGAUUUUAUGUUAUCCAUAACGAAUGAAUCAUUACAAGAAUUAUCUAAUCCAGGAGCAUCUGGUUCAAUGUUUUUUCGUACACGUGAUGAUCAAUUUAUUAUAAAAACGGUAGAAAAAACGGAAGCAAAAUUUUUAUUAAAAUUAUUACCUGGAUAUUAUAUGAAUCUAAGUCAAAAUCCACAUACAUUAUUACCGAAAUUUUUUGGCCUCUAUUGUUAUGAAUGUAUUGGAAAGAAUAUUCGAAUACUUGUCAUGAAUAAUAUAUUACCAUCCAAUAUAACGAUACAUCAGAAAUAUGAUCUUAAAGGUUCAACAUAUAAAAGAAAAGCAAAUGGUGAAGAACUGAAAAAAACAUCACCAACAUAUAAAGAUUUAGAUUUUAUUGAAUAUUAUUAUAAUGAUGAAAACAAAGCAUUGAUAACGCAUUUUUCUAAAAUGGCUGAUCUACAGAUUAAUAUUAGUACAACCGGUAGUGGUGGUGGUGGUGGUGUAAUUGGUGGCGGUGUUGGUGGUGGUGGUACUAGUGGAACUGGCACUGGUAUAGCAACUUCGAAUAUUAUAAGUGGUGGUAUUGGUACUGGUGGUGGAGCUGGUGGUGGUGGUGGUGAUGAUGUAGCACGAUCAUUUCCAACAAAAGGUGGCCUAUUACUUGAAGCACCUGUUUAUGAUGAAUUAAUUGAAACAUUACAACGUGAUUGUCGUGUAUUACAAUCAUUUGAAAUUAUGGAUUUUUCAUUAUUGAUCGGUAUACAUAAUUAUGAUCAAACAUUGAAAGAUUAUCAAAAUCAAGGUAUUGCCGUUAGAUUGUUUGAUUAUGAUAAUGAUGAUGAAUUACCUGCUGGUGCAAUUCGUGCAAUGAAUCGUAAAGGUGAACGUCUAUUAUUAUUUAUGGGCAUCAUUGAUAUAUUACAAAGUUAUCGUCUUGUUAAAAAAGUUGAACAUGCAUGGAAAUCAAUUUUAUAUGAUGGUAGAACAAUUUCAGUUACAAAACCAGAUUUUUAUGCAAAAAGAUUUCUGGAUUUUAUGUGUAAAAAAGUUUUUGGCCGUCUGCCAUCAACAUUGGAUACAACACCAUCGUCAUCAACAAGACCAAAUUAUUAUAAUUAUAAACGUCAAAAUAGUGCAACAAUGAUGAAUCAACAAAGAACGCCUGGAUUCCGUUCUGGUGGCCAUGGAUUCGGUUAUAGCCGAUGAUAUUAAUAUGUAAUAUAUAUAAAUUAAUGAUGGGAAACUUUUUUUUUGGCAUAUAUUCAUCAAUCGAUUUCGAUUUCCAGUAUUUAAAAAUUCCAAAAUAAUGCAUCUACCACCACCAUCACCAUCAUCAGCAGCAUUUAUUCACCUAUACACUUUUUCUCCUGUACAAUCAUCGAAUUAAUGGAUGUUUUUCUACUAUUCGAUGAAAAACAAUAACAAUGACUUUGCCUGUGAUAAAUGAUUCUACUCAAUCAAUCAAUCAUUCAAUCAAACAAACUUCAGAAAUCAAAAAAAAAAAAUUGAAAUUCAGAAUCAAU
Dermatophagoides farinae (American house dust mite) is the source of this 3186-nucleotide messenger RNA. The record is from RefSeq and is a predicted model, not a curated record. Lineage: Eukaryota; Metazoa; Arthropoda; Arachnida; Sarcoptiformes; Pyroglyphidae.